Molecule: messenger RNA, 3910 nt
Organism: Gaeumannomyces tritici R3-111a-1
Lineage: Eukaryota; Fungi; Ascomycota; Sordariomycetes; Magnaporthales; Magnaporthaceae
Exons: 3
Coding region: 202-3501 (1099 amino acids)
Biological process (GO): intracellular calcium ion homeostasis; calcium ion transmembrane transport
Cellular component (GO): plasma membrane
Molecular function (GO): P-type calcium transporter activity; ATP hydrolysis activity; ATP binding
Source: RefSeq, a predicted model, not a curated record
GCCAUCUCCAUCCCCAGCCCUCUCGAGGUGCACACUUGUUGUAGCUGACAGCCACAGCCACCACCCACACUCCCUUCCGGACAACAAAGCAAAAACACUAGGAAUCUCUCCAAACCGACAUUUCUGUCGUCUCGUUGUCUUUCUCUUCCACCAAACCACCCGUAAAGGCUAUCGCUGUCUCCCGCAUCCUUUUGAAAUUCGAUGGGAAAAUCCGACUCCGUUAGGCAUGGUGCAAAUCUCGAUUCCGCGGAGACCGUCGCCGAGCAAGACGAGCCGCCAACUGGUAGUAGUGGCUUUCACGGAACGCCCCAAGAACAAGCAGCAGCCAUAGAGAAGCAGCAGCAGUCGACCAAGCGCGCCGCCGCCGCCGCUGACGCCGCCUCAUCCUCUUCUCACCAAACCCCCACCCUCUCCCGCCCCCAGGCCUCCUCGCCCGCCACCUCGAGCUCGUCCACAUUUGCCAGUGUUAGCAAUGGUGCCGUCGAGCAUCUGCCCCGCUACGCCGACAACGGCCCGGCCGCCCACUGCGUCCCCAUCUCGGAGCUCGCCGCUCUCUACCAGACGGACCUCGAGGAGGGUCUCAGCGCCGCCGAGGCCGCGCUCCGCUACGGCAGCCAUGGCGCCAACAAGAUCCAGGGCGCCAAGGGAGUUUCCCUUUGGGAGGUUUUCCUAAGGCAGAUCUCCAACAGUCUGACCAUUGUACUCCUCAUCGUCAUGGUGCUCUCCUUCUGCAUCGACGACUACAUCGAGGGCGGCGUCAUCACGGCCGUCAUUGUCCUCAACAUCGUUGUUGGAUUAAUCCAGGACUACAAGGCCGAAAAGACCAUCCAGUCCCUCUACGCACUGUCUGCCCCGACCUGCAAGGUGGUCCGCAAUGGCCAGAUCGAGACGAUCAAGGCCGAGAUGCUCGUCAAGGGAGACCUGGUCAUGAUCAGUGUCGGCGAUGUCAUCCCGGCCGAUCUCCGACUGGUCAGCGGCAUCAACCUGUCGGUUGACGAGGCUCUCCUCACCGGAGAAUCCGUCCCUAUUAGCAAGCACCCCGAGGCCGUCCUGGACGAGCCCGACGUGCCCCUGGGAGACCGUUUGAACAUGGUCUACUCGGCCGCCACGGUGACGCGUGGCCGUGCUACGGGCAUUGUCGCCAGCACCGGUAUGGACACCGAAGUCGGCAAGAUCGCCGGCAUGCUGCGACGCAAAAAGGAUGAAACGGCCGGCAAGUCGUUCACGGCCCGCACCCUGAUCCGCGCCAAGAAUGGCGCUCGCCGCAUCCUCGGCCUCGAGGGAACGCCCCUCCAGGUCAAGCUAAGCAAAUUCGCUCUGCUGCUCUUCGGCCUCGCCCUGCUGCUCGUCAUUAUCGUCUUCUCGGCCAGUGGCUGGCGGGUUGGCAACCAGGUGCUCAUCUACGGCAUCUGUGUCGGGGUUGCCGUUAUUCCGGAAUCCCUCAUCGCCGUUCUGACCAUUACCAUGGCCGUCGGCUCCAAGGCCAUGGCCAAGGGCAACGUCAUCGUUCGAAAGAUGUCGGCCCUGGAGGCUGUCGGUGGCGUAACCAACAUUUGCUCUGACAAGACUGGCACGCUGACCCAGGGCCGCAUGAUCACACGCAAGGUGUGGCUCCCUGACGGAACUACAGCUCUGGUGGAGAACACGACAGACUCACACGACCCUACCAGCGGGACCGUCACGGUUGCAGAAGUCACGAACGAGAAGGAGGCCGCCGAGGCCAUUCAGUCCUCUCCUUUCAACAGCUUUGUAGAGUCCAUCGCACUGUGCAACAAUUCCACCGUUUCGGAUGGCAAGGCUAGCGAGUCGGAGAGCGAGUCCGUCACGACGGCGACCGCCACGCUCGCCUCGCCUGUCUCCUGGUCCGCUGUCGGUGAACCCACCGAGAUCGCACUGCAGAUCUUUGCCAUGCGUUUCGGCAAGGGCAAACCGGAUCUCCUGCUGCAAGAUGGCCGCAGGCUGGUUUCCGAGUUCCCAUUUGACUCAUCGUGCAAGCUCAUGAGCGUCGUUUAUGAAACUAAGAAUUCUAAUCUGCGAUGGGUUUACACCAAGGGCGCCGUCGAGACGGUCAUGCCCCUCCUCCAGGACUCGGACAGCCUGAAGCAGAGGAUUGCCGCCAAGGCGGACGAGCUCGCGUCUGAGGGUCUCCGUGUUCUCUGUGUCGCGAGCAAGGCCGUCGAAGCAGGCGUUGACCUGUCGGAGCGGCCUCAGGUUGAGUCCGGCCUCCGCUUCCUCGGUCUUGCUGGACUAUACGAUCCCCCUCGCAACGAGACGCGUGAAGCGGUGCAAAAGUGCCUCAAGGCCGGCAUCUCGGUCCAUAUGGUCACUGGAGACCACAUCAAGACGGCCACGGCGAUCGCGUAUGAGGUUGGCAUUCUGGAUCACUCGAUGGAUCCCCUUCCUCAUCAUGCGGUCAUGGCGGCGGCCAGAUUCGAUGCUCUCUCCAAUGAGGAGGUCGACCGUCUGGAGAAGCUCCCCAUUGUGCUUGCGCGAUGCAGCCCGCUGACCAAGGUCCGGAUGCUCGAGGCUAUGCAUCGUCGCCGCGCCUUCUGCGUCAUGACGGGCGACGGCGUCAACGACUCGCCCGCGCUCAAGAAGGCCGAUGUUGGUAUUGCUAUGGGCGACCGCGGAAGCGACGUCGCCAAAGAGGCUGCCGACAUGGUGCUGACGGAUGAUAACUUUGCCUCCAUCGUCACGGCCAUUCAGGAGGGACGGCGGCUUUUUGACAACAUCCAAAAGUUCCUACUGCACCUCCUCAUCUCAAACAUUGCCCAGGUCAUCCUCCUCCUGAUUGGUCUUUCCUUCAAGGACAAGACUGGAGUUUCCAUCUUCCCCCUGUCGCCCAUUGAGAUUCUAUGGGUCAACCUGAUCACAUCGUCGUUCCUGGCCCUGGGUCUCGGCAUCGAAGAAAUGCAGCCCGACAUUCUCUCGCGCCCGCCACACGAUGUACGCAUUGGCGUUUUCACCUGGGAUUUGAUCCGCGACAAGAUGGUAUACGGCACCCUUAUGGGUGCACUGUGCCUCGCGGCCUUCUCAUCAGUCGCAUACGGCCUCCCUGGUGCCAAUGGCCUGGGCCAUGGCUGCAAUGACAGCUACAACGAAACAUGUGGCGUGGUAUUCCGCGCCCGUGCGACCACCUACGCGACGCUCACCUUCCUCCUGCUCGUCACGGCCUGGGAAGUCAAGCACUUCACGCGAUCGCUGUUCAACAUGAACCCGGAGCUUUGGCACGGCCCUACGGCCGUGUUCCGCACCGUGAUGCGUAACAGGUUUCUGUUUUGGGCCGUGGCCGCGGGCUUCCUCUUUACGUUCCCCGUCAUCUACAUACCCGUCAUCAACCGCAUGGUCUUCAAGCACGAGGCCAUCACGUGGGAAUGGGGCGUGGUUAUGGCCUGCGUCGUCGUCUACAUUGCUCUAGUCGAGUCGUGGAAGGCGAUCAAGCGCAGGCUUGGCAUGGGCCUGCAGGCUAAGACUGGUGACCCAGCGCAGCUGCAGGUAUAGGCCUGAUAUCUCCGGCAUGCCAUAUGAACGGUGACUGGUGGAGGUGGAUUGGUGGUGAUGGAAAAAAAGGGCACGGCGGUUGUAACCCGUUGGUGUCUGACGACGCUGGGGAAAAUGAUCAUCUCAAAAAAAAAUCAAGAUGUCCAAAGGACGACCCGGGGUGAGGGGGCAAUUCAACAUGUGCCGGACGCUGCGAAGUAUUUUGCGGGUGGUAUACGCUUUUUUGCUUUGCUUUCGAAUCCGUUUGAUCUCCUGCAUUCCCUUCGAUACCUUCAUUGCUUCUUGCCGAAGUACAUCCUUUCUUGCUAGCAGCAUUCAUUAUAUGCUAUUAUCCCCUGGGGCAUCACCCUUGGGGCAGUAUCAUCAGAUCAAUUGCGGAAACGACUUAUGAGACAAGUUUCUAAACCGA